CUGGGGCUUCUUAAUACCACGUUUUAGUCGGUCCCAGCCCUUGACGCCAUGGCCGCGGUCAAGGGGCCGGCCAUCCCCAGCAUGAAGCUCCCCCCGCGCGUGGAGGCCAUCCGAGAUCGAAUUCUGCCCGCUGCCAGUGAGGUGUCGCCCUUGGCGCAAAUCUACGCCUUCGGUUCCUCGGUGAACGGCUUCGGCGACGAGAACUCCGACGUGGACCUCGUGGUGGACAUGGGCCCUGCGACGCCGGGGGACCAGCGGAGUUGGCACGGCCGCGCGGUGGACUGCCUCGAGGCCAUCUCCGAUCGCCUCAGCGAGGUGGAGGACGUUCGGGUGGUGGAGGAGGUGAUGACGGCCAAAGUGCCCAUCCUGAAGCUGAAGGUGGAGGGCGUGGAUUGCGACUUGUCCUGCAACAACUUACUGCCGGUGUUUAACACUCAGCUGCUGCGGCGCUACUCGGAGCUGGAGCCCCGAGUGGUGGAGCUGGCCGGGGAGCUGAAGAACUGGGCCCGGAAACAGGGCCUGCACGGCGCCUUCAACGGGCACCUCUCGUCGUACUCCUUUGUGCUGCUGGCGAUUUUUUAUAUGCAGCAGCGGGGCGCUUUGCCCUGCCUGCAGCGGGAGGCGGAGACGCGGCCGCGGGCCUACCACGAGGGCGGCAAGACCUUCAACGUGUGGAUGGACGAGUACCUCGGAACCUGGCGGCGGAAAACCAGUCAGGAGCUGGACGAGCUCAGCCUUCGAGACUUUGCCAUCUUCAUGACGGAGGAGCUGGGCUGGGGCCACCACGUGGUCUCGGUGCGCCUGGGCCAAAGCCUGCCGCUGGACAAGUUCCCGCACUUGUCGGUGAAGUACAUCGACGACGAAUGUUUGCACAUCGAGGAUCCCUUCGACGUCCAGCGGAACCUCGCCUGUGUCUUCCGUGGUUAUAACCGUGGGAAUUCCAACAGGAGGCUGUGGUGGGGCCUGAAGAAGCUCAGCGACAAGGCGAAGCCGCAGCUUCCGCUUCCGGAGCCCGAGGAGCAGGUACAGAGUCAGGAAAUAUGAUUUUCCGGGUACCCUGGAUG
Molecule: messenger RNA, 1064 nt
Organism: Effrenium voratum
Lineage: Eukaryota; Dinophyceae; Suessiales; Symbiodiniaceae
Source: the annotation of a GenBank genome assembly